This is a messenger RNA of Penicillium alfredii, 1911 nucleotides long. Its product is annotated as cystathionine gamma-synthase. Gene Ontology annotation, molecular function: pyridoxal phosphate binding; cystathionine gamma-synthase activity. Lineage: Eukaryota; Fungi; Ascomycota; Eurotiomycetes; Eurotiales; Aspergillaceae. The transcript is spliced from 4 exons. Bases 1 to 1911 code for a protein of 636 amino acids. Gene Ontology annotation, biological process: transsulfuration. The record is from RefSeq and is a predicted model, not a curated record.
AUGUUGCAGGCUUUGGGAGGCUCUUUGCCCCCUAACACUGACCAUGUAUGUACUGCGAGUCCCCCCGCGGUGUGCCCCUCCAUGGAUUCUCUACACAAGAAAUCCGCAAGAACAUGGGCUUUUCUGGAUGGUAUGGAAUCGCUGACAUAUGAGAAGGCUGUCAGUGCAUCGCUGCCGACCUGGAGAUCGAAUAUCGGUUACGAGGAGGGUGAGGAUUGGGUGAUGAGCAAGAUGGAAUGUGGUUAUCCUCGGUUUUUCGUGCAUCCCCUCAUCCAAAAGCUCGUCCAGGAGGUGGUCCGUCGCGUGGGAGACCAGGCAUUGGAAACAGCGACACUUUUUUCUUCGCUCAAGACGGCGCGCAUCUGUCACUCGUUUAUCGUACCCAAAAUUCCGGCCGAGCAGUCGCACAAAGUACGGAUCGUGAAUUUCAUUCCAUCUCACACCGAAGCAAGAUCGACUACGAUCACAACCUUUUUAUCUUGUGUUAUCUACCCGAAGGAAUACGCCUCUGUUGCCAAGCAAGUGUGGCAGCAUUCAGGGAAUGGCAUCUCCAGCCGACGGAGCGAAUUCUGCUUCCGUGCCUUGGAGGAUGGUUUCUUGGUGGAAGAGAAGGCUUCUGCAACAGCGGAGUCAAUUGCGCAGCGGCCCUGUAAGGGUCCUCGGAGAUACCAAGGGCGAGGCGCCCUAAAUGGGGUGACGCGGGGUUCAGCGCAUUCAGUGUCAGGGGAUUCACCUUCAGAGCGCAAUGGCGUUGACGAUGGCCGCGACUAUUCUCAAUUUAUUGAGGAGCGGUUCGGCCGAAAUCUCAGUCCCAUGCUUGCAGACCAGGCUAAGCUCGCCAUACGCCGACGAAUCGCCGGUGUGCUGACUGCUGAUAUGGAGCUACCGGAAGCCCUGGAGACGACCUCAUCAGAGGCCCGGGUAUCUGGGACUUCAGAAGAUGAUGUCUUUCUUUUCCCAUCGGGCAUGAGCUCCAUCUUCAACACUCACCAAAUCUUGAUGAAUGUGCGAGGGCCCAUGAACAGCAUUUGUUUCGGAUUUCCGUACACCGAUACCUUGAAGAUUCUCCAAAAAUGGGGGCCAGGUUGCUUAUUCUAUGGCCAUGGCUCAUCGGAGGAUCUGGACGACCUGGAGACUCGACUGAAGAAUGGUGAACGAUUCCUUGCACUCUUCACUGAAGCGCCGAGCAAUCCGCUCCUCAAGACACCGGAUCUGGUGCGGAUUCGGUCGCUGGCAGACCAGUAUGGCUUUGCUAUUGUGGUCGACGAGACCAUCAGCAACUUUCUCAAUAUUAAUGUACUUCGGCAUGCGGACAUCGUCGUCAGCAGUUUAACGAAGAUCUUCAGCGGAGACAGCAACGUCAUGGGAGGAAGCGCAGUUCUCAACCCUCAUGGGCCCUUGUAUCAGAGGUUGAAAGAGUCAUUUGAGCGAGAAUAUGAAGAUCUCGUAUGGGCGGAAGAUGCUAUUUUUCUGGAGAGAAACAGCCGCGACUUUAUCACCCGAAUCGACAAGAUCAAUGCUACGUCCGAAGUCAUUACAGCCAUGUUGAAGGAAUCACCAUUGGUCAAGGAGGUCUACUAUCCAUCAUACAGUCCCACAAGGCCCUUGUAUGACCGACUCCGCAAUCCUAACGGCGGAUAUGGGGGUCUCUUCUCCGUCACAUUCCACUCCAUCGCCGAGUCGAUUGCAUUCUAUGAUACCCUGGAGGUUAUGAAGGGUCCUAGCCUUGGCACCAAUUUCACGUUGAGCUCCCCAUAUGCCCUGCUAGCUCAUUACAGUGAACUGGACUGGGCGAAAUCAUUCGACGUGGAUCCCAAUCUGGUCCGAGUUAGCGUGGGCUUGGAAGACGUGUCAGAUCUGCGCUCACGAGUACAGCGGGCGCUUGAUGCAGUGGAAAAGGCAAAAGAAUGA